Messenger RNA from Nylanderia fulva, 5901 nucleotides. RefSeq names its product lysine-specific demethylase 4C. The record is from RefSeq and is a predicted model, not a curated record. NCBI's taxonomy places the organism in Eukaryota, Metazoa, Arthropoda, Insecta, Hymenoptera, Formicidae. Gene Ontology annotation, biological process: chromatin remodeling; regulation of gene expression. Gene Ontology annotation, cellular component: nucleus; chromatin. Gene Ontology annotation, molecular function: histone H3K36 demethylase activity; histone H3K9 demethylase activity.
CCCUCCGCCGAGGGACGAUUUGUGUUUUAUCUGUCCUCGGCUCUCCUCGAGUGCGCGAUUCUCGCGUACCUUCCUCAUCGAGAUCGUUUUGCUCAAAACCUUCAUCGAUUCUCGCAGAAUCCUGACGGAUGAGAUUCCGGAAAGAGGGAAACAAAAUCCUGGAGUCUCGACCGUCCCCUCCCAGAGCUGCGUUGAAUGAAUCGUGUACGUGCGCGAGGGAGAGAAUCCUGCAACAAUAGAUAACUACCAUUUUGUGUGUUUAUGGAUCCCCUUUCUCUGCUCCCCCUUCCUCUUCCUUCUCCACCGCCCUCGCGUUUCGUUCUGAAAACAUCGAAUUUAGGGUUUCGAAGAAUUAUAUUCGUAGACUCUUUUGCGUUUAUUUCCUUUUCUCGGUAUUACACAACUCCUUGUUCGAUUUCGAUCUCUGACAGGAAUCUACUCCUAUGUGUAGGAAAGGUGUACGAUUUCGUCAUCUUGCAGUAAUAUAUAAAUUCAGUAAUGGCUAAUAAUUCAAGAGGAAUACCCCGCAUACAGGUCUUUCGACCGACGUAUGAAGAGUUUAAAAAUUUCACACAAUAUGUGGAAUAUAUGGAGAGUCAGGGUGCUCAUAAAGCUGGCUUGGCAAAGGUGAUACCACCACCAGAAUGGAUUCCGAGGAAAAAGGGCUAUAAUCUGGAAGAACUAGAUCUUAGUAUUCCAGCGCCAAUCUGUCAGGUUGUCACUGGAAAGCAAGGCCUUUAUCAACAGAUCAAUAUCCAAAAGAAAUCAAUGACUGUCCAAGAGUACAGUAAAAUGGCCAACUCUGAACGUUAUGCCACUCCUCGUCACUUUGAUUACGAGGAUCUGGAAAGGAAAUAUUGGAAGAACAUAACAUAUGUAGCACCGAUAUAUGGUGCGGAUGUAUCUGGUUCUUUGACCGAUCCAGAUGUAAAGGAGUGGAACAUCAAUCACUUAGGAACGAUCUUGGAUUAUGUUAACAAAGACUAUGGUAUAUCCAUUGAUGGCGUCAAUACAGCUUAUUUAUAUUUUGGAAUGUGGAAAACCACAUUUGCGUGGCACACGGAAGAUAUGGAUCUUUAUUCUAUAAAUUAUCUUCAUUUUGGCGCACCUAAAACAUGGUAUGCUAUACCUCCGGAACAUGGACGUAGACUGGAAAGACUGGCCAAUGGCUUUUUCCCAUCGAGUUAUCAGAGUUGUCAGGCCUUCUUGCGUCACAAAAUGUCUUUGAUAUCCCCUCAAAUAUUAAGACAAUAUUCUAUUCCAUGUAACAAAAUAACACAAGAAGCUGGAGAAAUAAUGAUUACGUUUCCAUAUGGUUACCAUGCUGGUUUUAAUCAUGGAUUUAAUUGCGCCGAAUCUACUAAUUUUGCAGCACCUAGAUGGGUAGAGUACGGAAAGAGAGCUACGCAGUGUACCUGUAGUAAAGACAUGGUCAAGAUAUCUAUGGAUACCUUUGUCAAACGCUUUCAACCCGAGAGAUAUGAUUUAUGGCUACGUGGUGAAGAUGUUGGUCCCCAUCCUGAAGAUCCUAGGCAAACUGCUGCACCAAUGCCAUCGCAAAUGGAUUUAUUGUGCAACAGCAGUAGCAAUGGUCAAUUACCACAGAGCUACUUGAAUGCAGUGCCGAAAAAUAAGCGACAUAUGAUUCAUAAGAAGAAGAUUAACACAAAUUCUGCUGUUAAUAUGGUAGAAUUAGUUAACCGUGCGGACAUUCCUCCGGAUAUUAAAAAGGCUUUGCAAGAUCUUGAAUUUGAAGAAAUUGAGGAACCAAUAGACGAGCCGGAUGAACAACAAUUGCAAGUUUUAGAAGAUAUCUGGUUAAAAGCAGGAGAAAUGGAUGUUGAGGAAGCGUCUGUGUACGACGAUGGUUACAAUCGCAAGAAAAGCAAAAAGAAGAAGAAAAAGCAAAGUGGAAGUAGAGAAAAGAAAUCUAAAAAGGAAAUCAAUAAAAUUAUUAAUACACAGGACGUGAAUAUGAUUAAAGUGGAAAUAAAAACUGAAGACAUGAGUACUUUUGAUAGCGACGAAAUUCCGGUGAUUCAAGGAAGUUACAACGACGAUAUUAUAAUACAUAGUGAUCCUAUGGAAGAUCCUCUGAAAUUAGAUUUUUCCGAAGUUGUCGACAAAUCUGCUAAAAAGAGGAAGAAGCAUUUGAGUCACAGCAGUCAGAAGAAAAUAAGAUUGAAACCUCCAUCGUCCAAAAGUAAAUCUAAAUAUAAUAAUACACCAUUCUAUUCUGGCACAUCAAUUUUAAAUCCUAAUCAAUUCGGAAAUAUGGCGCUACCUGAUUUUCAUAAUAGAAUUCCUACUGUAAAAGAUACAUCUAACAAUCAAAGAAAAACAAAUGCAUUGCCUGGAAAUAUUCCGUUUGGUAAUGAACACAGCACGAUAAAUGUAAAGGAUAAAAUUGUAAAUACAACCAACAGUGAUCAAAUAUCUAUAAAUUAUACUUAUAAUGGUGACAAAGAUAAAAAAAUAUUAAUGAAUAGUAUAGUAGGAAAUACAGCGACAAGCAUUGAUUCAUUGAAAGAUGUCAAAAGCGAUCCUUACAAACUAAUGUACCAAAAGAACUUCAAUGCUACAAUACAAAAAAAUUCUGGACAUCAAAAUGAAAGUACAAAAAUCAGUUCUUAUAUGAAACAGCCUAUAAAUUACAAAGCUACAGCAAUAUCCACGAAAAACGAAUCGAUACAAAAUAAUAAUAGGCCCCUGUUAAAAGCGCCUCGAUUAAGCAUACUGCCGAUAAAAGUUUCACAACUUGAAAAUGCUGCUACAAGUCAAGAGAGCUUGUUCAGCCCACCUAUGGAUCCCAAUGUACAAAAUAUUGAGAAGUCACCAGAAUCGAAACCUACUCUCCCACCUGAAGAUAUGGCGACAUUCUAUCCGAAUACAACUUUCCACAACAAUCCACCGAUUUUAGAAAAUGAAUUAGAAGCGCAGCACAACGGAAAUGAUAAUUCACCGAAAAGUAUACCAAAACUAGAGGAAAUUAAUAUUCAGCUUCCACCUGGUACUGCCUGUACUCCGAUCAUCAAUAGAAUUCCACAGGGUCCCGUUCUUCACAAUAACAAUUUCUCCACGGUUAGUCAGCACAGCAUGAAUUCAAAACCAAAACCUGAAUUGGGAAAUAUACCCAUGUCAGAGAAGAUGUCCCCGGCUUACCCAGGAAAAUUCUGGCCAAAUCCGUACAUAAAUUCUUCAGGAAUUUCUAAACUGACUCAAGCGUCUACUGGCGCCAUGAAUAAAAAUGGCCUCAUGCAAAUUGGGCAAUUUCCAGCUUGUGCAUCAUAUCCUGUAUCAAAUAUGAUGCAGCCACACUCUCCCGGCGUGUAUGGCUCUAAAAUGGUGUUCCCUUCAAAUAUGAUCCCUCCAAAUACAAACGUAUAUUUACAAACUGUCGAACAGUCGACUGCCAAAGUGACCUCAACCGUUCCAAACAAUUCGAAACGAAGUAAGAAUACGUCGCGCCAGAAGUCGCAAAAAGGACAUACAUCGCGUAAAAAGUCAUCUUCGAAGAGCGACAAAUCGAACAACGCAGUUAUAAGUACAUCUCGAACAAAUGUCGCUUCCAUCGGAACGCAAAUUAAUAAUCCUCUAGACGUACCUGCAUUGAGCUAUAAUACGGACAAUAGUCUAUCGCGAGUUGCAAAUACGCAAGACGAUACGAUAUAUUCGUAUGUACAUUCCUCGACCGAGAAGAAAUCACCUGUAGAUGAUGUUACACAAUCUAGCGAGAGUGAAAACAUUAUAUCGAGUAUAUCGGACAAUAAGGCGCAGCUACAAGGCUUAAUAAAGAUAACAGAUAAUACUCAUUCUCAUUUAUCUUUGUCUAACAAAGUCAAACAAAACCAAAUACCCAUCUUGAGGAAGAAGCCCAAAGAAAAGUUGAAGAAAUCUACGACGAGGAAAAAGAAAACAGCAACUAACGUAGCAACUGCAAUUGCGACUUCCACGAGCCAAGUUACGAAAGACGAAGCCAACAUAAUAUCAACGCAAUCCACUGAUAUGUCACAAUCCAGUAGCGGUUCCCAACCAAUCACGUCGACGAUUCCCGGACAUAUUUCAGAAAUGAUUUACCCGAAUAUACCGAAUAGCGACUUGCUGAAAGCUUUCAAUGAUUAUUGGAGCACUCAAGUCUCCCAUUGUGCAGUAUGCACCACUUUUGCUUCACCUACGAGCGGAAGCAACAGAGUAAUGCCACCUGAUUGGAAGUAUUGCAAAUCAACCACGUUACCUGAAAGCACGCCGAUAUGGGUGUCAGGCAGUAUUUUUGCGGCCAAUUCCAAGGAACAGGUUGUAGAGCCGGAAAACAACAAACUCCUACGAUGUAGAGAGUGUCACGUGACUGUUCAUGCAUCCUGUUACGGUAUAACUAUAUUACCUACGGAUAUCCGAAAUUGGGCCUGUGAUAGAUGUAAAGCCGGCAGGAAUGAUGUGAUGUGUUGCUUGUGCCCGAUGUUUGGCGGUCCCUUGAAACGCACCAGCGACAGUCGAUGGGCGCACAUCUUGUGCACGCUUAUGGUACCGGGAGCCACCUUCAAGGAUGCCAUAAAUAAAGAUCCCAUCAACGUAUUGACGAUUAUGGCGGAGUCGUUGAACAAGAAGUGUUGCUUCUGCGGCCAGGAAGGCGGAGCAUGUCUGAAAUGUAAUCAAUGCACCAACGUGUUCCAUCCGUCUUGCGGUCUCGCGGCGGGUGCCGCAUUUAUCAUACCAGUGUACAAUUCGCAAGAACUGCAGGUAACGUGUAAUGGUCAUGACGAAGACAAGGGAAAAGUUCUGCAGAUACGACAAGGUGAAACUGUUUGGGCGAAACAUCGAAAUAGCAGAUAUUAUCAAGCCAAAGUCGAGUCUAUUCAGCAUAUUCUCUUUUACAUGGUUACAUUUAGCGAUAACAGUUUCAGCGAAGAUUUGUAUCCCUCUGACAUAACCAAUUAUGAUUCUGGAAAUAUACCGCCACUCGGAGCCGCGGUGAGAGUAAAUUGGACAGAUGGCGAGACGUACGAUGGUGUCUUCGAAGGCACAAAUCAUCAGAUAAUGUUUAAUGUAAUUUUCGAGGAUGGUUCGCAACUUGAUUUAAAACGCAGCGACAUAUAUAGCUUACAGGAAGAUCUGCCAAAAAGAGUGCGCACUCGUUUGUCUGUUGCCACUGAAAUGAAGCACAGAUCGCAUCUUUAUGGCACUGAAGAUGAAACGGAGACGCAAAGAAAAGUGAAACAAACUAUGAAACCCACUUACGAUUAAACUUUUAAAUGUAAAUAAUUAUUAAGCAAAGAGACAGUAUAUAGAGUCCUAUAUUGUAAAUAGUGUGGUAUGCAUGAGAAUUUAUUUUAUAAUUGUAAUUAUGUGUCUUCUCCUUAAUAACUUGACUUCAAUAUAAAAUUAAUCAGGUGUAAAAAUUCUUUUUUUUUAUAUGUUCAAUCAUUUUUAUUUUAAUUUAAUUGAUGUUUUCAAUCAAAUCUAUGUCUCAUUAAAUUAUUUGCAGUAUUGUGCCUGUAUAAUUGUGUGGGGUACAUUCCAUAUACAAUAUAGGCUAUUAAUAUUAAUAAAUAUUUAAAAAAUGUGGGAUAUGGCGGAAUUAUUUGAAUAGGAUAAAUUUAAUUUUCAAUUUUUUAAAAUUGUUAUAGCGUCACUAAACAAAGCAUAAACAUUCGAAAGAUUUUUGCCAUCACAUCGCAAACGAACAAAGCUUAAGAGAACGUGCAUGAAAUCUUAACAUUAUUUAACAAAAUGCUGUUCAAAUUCACCCGCUGUAUUCGCAUAACUGCUGUUUCGACGGCACCAAUGAAAGAUAUUUAAGUAUUGUAGUUUUGGACAAAACCCUUUCGGCCUGAAGCUAAAUGUACUUGCACAAAAUGUAUUGUUUAAAAAAAGAAUAAAGUUCUUGAGAUAUUAUAAAUUUGA